Messenger RNA from Neofelis nebulosa (Clouded leopard), 4002 nucleotides. Its product is annotated as zinc finger protein 677-like. Gene Ontology annotation, biological process: regulation of DNA-templated transcription. The record is from RefSeq and is a predicted model, not a curated record. Gene Ontology annotation, cellular component: nucleus. Lineage: Eukaryota; Metazoa; Chordata; Mammalia; Carnivora; Felidae.
CGGAUCCCGCGGAGCAACGAUCGAGCUGGCGGGAGUGAGUCUCCAUUUUUCUGGAUCUUGCCCUGGAGGCGUUCCUAGUGCCCGCCUCCACAUCCAGAUUUCGGGGAUCGCCUGGUAAGUAUAACCUUACCUGAGAAAGAAGACCUGAAGAGGGAAAAAAGGAGGAAUGGCUCUUUUCCAGGGACGGUUGACAUUCAGGGAUGUAGCCAUAGAGUUCUCUCAGGAGGAGUGGGAAUGCCUGGACCCUGCUCAGAGGGUCUUGUACAGGGAUGUGAUGUUGGAGAACUACAGGAACCUGGUCUCCCUGGGUGAGGAUAACUUCCCUCCAGAAGUCGGGAGUUCUGCUGGAUUUGCAAUCAAGGAAUUAUCACCAAUACAGGACAUUAAUAAAGGAGAAUUUUACCACUUAGUGAUAUUGGAGAGAAAUGAAAGUCCUGACAUCAAGGAUUUUGAUCUCAAGGAAGUCUGGGAAAAUAGGCAUGAGUUUGAAAAUCACUGGGGAUAUGAUGCAAGAAAUUACAAAGAAGUGUCUUUGACCCAUAACAAAAAUGUCACAUGGAGAAAAGAUCAAAAACUUAAUCAGCCCUCAGUUACUCUUCCUCAAAAGCAGUGUGCUUCUGUAAGAAAUAAUACAUACCUGUAUUUCAUGGAUUAUGAGCCAUUUGUAAGGAAUGUAUUAAAAAUGGACAAUAAUAGAAGUGGUGCUGGAAACCAGUACAUAGACUGCUUGGAAAAUAGAAUUGGAUUAAGUUUACAGGCACACCUGGCUGAACUGCAGACAUUUCAUAGUGAGGAAAAAAUGUAUGAAUGUAAUCCAACUGAGAAGUCUGUCAGCAAUGGUUCCUCAGUCUCACCACUUGAAAGAAUUCCUCCCAGGACCCAAAACAUUUGGAAUAAGUCUAGGAAGAUUUUUAAAUAUCGUUUGUUACCUGCACAAGACAGGAAAGCACACACUAGAGGAAAAUCUUACAAAUGUAAUGAAUGUGGGAAGGCUUUUAGCAAAAGCUCAAACCUCAUGAGUCAUGAAAGAAUUCAUUCUGGACAGAGACCUUAUAAAUGUAAUGACUGUGGCAAAGCCUUUACGGAGCACUCACAUCUUACUCAACAUAAGAAAAUCCAUACUGGAGAGAAACCUUAUAAAUGUGAUGAGUGUGGCAAAGCGUUUAACCAAUGUUCGAACCUCACUAGGCAUCAGAGAAUCCAUACAGGAGAGAAACCAUAUAAAUGUAACAUAUGUGGCAAGGUCUGUAGUCAAAAUUCAAACCUUGCAAAUCAUCAGAGAAUGCAUACUGGGGAGAAACCUUACAAAUGUAAUGAAUGUGGUAAGGCUUUUAUCCAACGUUCACACCUUUGGAGUCAUGAGAGAAUUCAUACUGGGGAGAAACCUUACAAAUGUAAUGAAUGCAGCAAAGCCUUUGCUGAGCGUUCAAGCCUUACUCAACAUAAAAAAAUCCAUACUGGAGAGAAACCUUACAAAUGUAAUGAGUGUGGCAAAGCUUUUAAACAGUGCUCUCACCUCAUUAGACAUCAGAAUACACAUCCUGGAGAGAAGCCACACAAAUGUGAUGUAUGUGGCAAGGCUUUUAUCCAGAGUUCUAGCCUUGUAGAACAUCAGAGGAUUCAUACAGGAGAAAAACCAUAUAAAUGUAAUAAAUGUGAUAAAGCUUUUAUCAGACGUUCACACCUCUGGGGUCAUGAACGAACUCAUACUGGAGAGAAACCGUUCAAAUGUAGUGAGUGUGGCAAAGCCUUUGCUGAGCGCUCAAAUCUUACUCAGCAUAGAAAAAUCCAUACUGGAGAGAAACCUUAUAAAUGUAAUGAGUGUGGCAAAGCGUUUACCCAAUUUGCAAACCUUACUAGGCAUCAGAAAAUACACACUGGAGAGAAACCACACAAAUGUAAUGUGUGUGGCAAGGCUUUUAUCCAAAGUUCAAGCCUUAUGGAACAUCAGAGAAUUCAUACAGGAGAAAAACCUUAUAGAUGUAAUAAAUGUGAUAAGGCUUUUAUCAAACGUUCACACCUUUGGGGUCAUGAGAGAACUCAUACUGGAGAGAAACCAUACAAAUGUAUUGAGUGUGGCAAAGCAUUUACGGAGCGUUCACAUCUUACUCAGCAUAAGAAAAUCCAUACCGGGGAGAAACCUUAUAAGUGUAAUGAGUGUGACAAAGCUUUUACCCAAUUUGCAAAACUUACCAGGCAUCAGAAAAUCCAUAAUGAAAAGAAACAGUAUAAACCUAAUAUGUGUUGCAGUGCUUUUAUUCAAAGCUCAAGCUUUGGAGAUCAUCAAAGAACUCAUAGGAGAAAGAAACCUUGCAAUAAUAUGAGCAAGUAUUCAACACUUACUUAACAUCAGAGAUUCCAUCAUGGAGAGGAACCAUAUGAAACUAACAUAUUUGGGAAAGCUAGUAACCAGGGUUCACACUUCACCUGAUAUCAGAAUACAAAUCUCUGAAAGGAAGCACACUGAAGAAAUGUAUGGCAAGGCUUAUCCAAAGCUUGUUACACCUUGUGGAACAUAAAUUUUACCAGAGAAUUCUUACAAAUGUAAUGAGUGUGGUCAGGUUUAUAAAAAAUGUAUAAAUUGGGGAGGGGGGUAAAAUAGAUGAAUGAGAUUAAGAGGUACUGACUUGCAGUUAUAAAAAAAAAUGUACAACUCUGCUUUGUGGUCUUGAAAGCAUUCACAUAACAUGGAAGCCAUACAAAUAUGUCAAGGUCUUUACCUCAGGAAGCACCUAAGAAUUUAUCCUGGACAGAAACAUUACACAUGUAAUGAAGGCGAUAAUUUCUUUAGCCAGUUCUCUCAGAUUGCAAUUAAAGAAUUCACACUAGAGGGAACUAGGUCUGUUUUGAGGAUUAACUAUUCUUAAGUAUUAAAUUCCACAGAAAAUUAAAAUUAUUUAAAACUCAUGAGAUAAUGUAUGUCAACGGAACAAGUAGAUCUGUGGAAAGACCUAAUCAUUUUCUGUUUAGAUAUUUUGUAAAGAUUUUAUUUACCUCUCUACACCCAACGUGGGGCUCAUAGUCACAAUCCUGAGAGCAAGAGUCAUGCUUUUCCAACUGAGCCAGCCAGGAACCUCUAUGACGUUUUUCACUCAGUUAUUUAAGGUUUCUUGAUGCUACAUUAUUAUUGAUGACUUACAACCUCAAGUUUGGAAUCCACUGAUGUUAUACUUUCAUUACAUGUGUUUCAUUUGUCAACCAUCGUGGUGGUCUCAGAGAAAGUAUGAAAGGAACCUCUUUUAUUAGGUGGGGCUUAGUCAUACCUAUAUACCCUGGAAAAACUAGGAUGCUGGUUUUAAGAUGUAGAAUAGUAUAUAUUUUGGAGCAUAAGGAGUGACCAGGAAUAAAUCUAAAAGCCAUUAUGUAAAUUACCAUGUUUUCUAUGGUCACAGCCCCUUCUCUGGAUUUGUUGGUAUGAUUGAGAGCCUUGGUUGAUAACUAUAUGAAAGGGUUAUGCUAUCAAAUAUGUGAUCGUGAAACACUAGACUGAGACAUUGAGACAAUGAUAUUUUCAUGUGGGAAUGAGGGGUUAUUAAGGAUGGUAUUUAUGUUAGAGAAAAUGGAGGGGGAAUGAUGGUCUCUCCCUCUUUUGAAACGUAAUAGCUAUUAUAUAUCAUGGAUGAGUAAAAAUUAGUCUUAAUUUUGGAAACUGAAGAGAAAGUUCUAGAGGACAUUUAAAUCAAAAGAACCAAAGUAGGAGCACAUAGGUGGAUCAGUAUGUUUAGUAUCUGCCUCAAUUUCUGCUCAGGGUCAUGGGAUCAACCUCUAUGUUGGGCUUUCCUCUUGAGUGUAGAAUCUGCUUACAAUUUUCUCUCUCUCUCUGUCCCUCUUGCCUACUCAUGCUCUUUCUAAAAAAUAAUAAGUAAAUAAAUAACCCAAAAGAGUAUGCUUGUGAAAGACCCAAAUUUGGCCACUUAAAAUGCAUUUUCAUACCAUUUUAUUUAGGGUACCCUAUUUCCCAUAUCUAAGUAAGUAAAAUAUAAGCUUUUAUGUAACCCUGAA